Molecule: messenger RNA, 4422 nt
Organism: Morchella importuna
Lineage: Eukaryota; Fungi; Ascomycota; Pezizomycetes; Pezizales; Morchellaceae
Exons: 11
Coding region: 1-4422 (1473 amino acids)
Biological process (GO): early endosome to Golgi transport; intra-Golgi vesicle-mediated transport
Cellular component (GO): TRAPPII protein complex
Source: RefSeq, a predicted model, not a curated record
AUGUGGAGGUUGGUUUCAAAAACCAAGGAUAAAGAGGGGAAGAAGGAUGUGCACUUUUGUACUUAUACGAGACGUGAAAGCAACUCCAUCGUUCCUGCUUCUAAAUCAAAGUCCAUGGAUAUCUCUUCGUCAACGUCCAAGGUCACAGUAACCUACUGGGACCCCUUCAGUCUCUAUCCUCUGAUAUCUUCCGACCUCCGUUCUCGACUCCCUUUACGAAACCUACAUUGGAAAGCGCCUGCCCGCCCACUGCGCUCCAUCAAUUCCCUCCAUGUAGAGCUCAACCCAUCCCCUUCAUCUCCAGCAUUCGGGUCUUCACACGAUCUUACUCGUGUGAAGAGCUCUGAGUCUUCGCGUUCUGUGGAUUCUACCGUCCGUUCGGCCUCGAAGCCCUCUGCGCCCCAAAAGGAGCGUCGGCACCAGAUUCCCGGUCUGCGGAAUACCCCAUAUCUCAAGAUAUUUUUGCUUAGAUGCGAUGAUAACGAUACCUACAAAAACACCUCGCGGAAACUUCUCCGCGAGUGGGUUUCCGAACACACAGCUAGCUCAUCCAACGAGAACAAGCAGCAUGAUGCAUUCGAGUGGCUUAUUAUCCAUGUAGUCCUACCAAAUACAUCGGCAGCGCUCCAGCCCCGAUCUUCAUCAUCUGCAUCAAAUGCCGCCGGCAGCUCUCGUUGGAUGAAAGGCAGCACAACUCUCUUAGACAAAAUUAGGGGUGAUUUUAAUUCAAACACUAGCAAAAAAGAUAGAAUUGUCCAGAUCAGAAUAUCCCCCACACAUCCAGCACUGGCCACACUAAGCCCUCCGGUAUUGGUGGGAAAUCAAAUAGUUCCAGUUCCUGAAACUCCGACUGAAAGCGAAAUGGCAUGGCUGGAUCUUAUUGCCAAGUUUAAAACCCAAAUCCUUGCUAGUUUUGACGCAAGAGUUAGUCAAUAUGAGGACGACAUCCGAGAGAAGGAUAGCCAAAGAAGGCUACCUGGUUGGAACUUUUGCACAUUUUUCGUGUUAAAAGAAGGUCUUGCCAGAGCAUUUGAGUCUGUUGGCUUGGUAGAGGAUGCUUUGGUACUUUAUGAUGAAUUAGGUUUUGGUCUUGACGCAAUUGCGCGGGAUCAAGAGCAAAAAGAAAAGGCCGAAUCUAGCCCGGAUGAUGUUGUAGGGGGCAAGUUUGUUGGAUGGACAAAGGAGAGCAUUUGGUGGAUUGAAAAGGCUAGAAACAGAUGGGCUGCACGUCGUGGAGGAAAGGAUGACGAAGAACAGGAAGAUGUUGAUGAAGGAAACCCCCUUGGCACAGAAAGGAAACAUUACAGGGAGUUAAUCUUGUCAAACGAAAUCUCGCUAUUUGACUUCAAAUGUUAUCUGUUUGCACGGCAAUCUACACUAUUGCUCCGGCUGGGUAAAGGCCAUAACAUCGGAUUAGAUAUUGGUUCACCAGGCACUGCAUCAGGGACGUUUUCUCUUCACGAGGCUGCAGCCGCGGCGGUUGGCAAGCCAGAGGAGGAUUUAACUAGGUUGGCAGAGGUCUGUAAACGUGGUCUGGAAUUUGUUACUAGCGUGGCUAGAGCUUUGCGGGCCGAUCUAUGGACCGCAUAUCACUCUUCUUCAGAAGAGAAGCCUGACGAAAACGAAGAUAAUGUUAGCUGGAUGGUUGACAAUAUUGUUUCAUCCUGGAUAUUCGCUGUUUGUGAACAGCUAUUGAAUCAAACAGCAACUUCCAUACUUGCGGAAGGUUCUCUUGCAUCCCCAACAGACUCAGUUUCCGGGAAAUUCCCACGAAGAACUAGUAGCCUGCCUCCUACACCAAGCUCCGAAAUCACUUCUUUUGGGCAGACUCAUCAGGGGUCCAUAUCAGGAUUAGAAGAUCUUGCAGCAGUUCGCGCAGACUUAAUGCUUCUAGCACGUGGUGUUGUGGAGACCUUUGGAAAAAGGAAGGGAUGGAUCGGUAGUCUAGGGUGGUUUUUUCUUCCUGAAGUGGAGCGGGGUGAAGUUGAGCCUAAAAUGGAGGAAGUGAGAUUAGAUGACGAUAGAGAUACGCCCCAAACUAAAACGGCCUCCGAAAAGAAUAUAAUAGAUUUCUGGGGUGUGGAGGGAAUCCGAAAUGCGACUUUGAGAAGGGUUAUCGAAGGCGACAGAAAGGAGGAAUUUUACAAAAUAUUUGAAGAUUUGAGCGAGAAAGCCAUGACAAACUUUGGGCUAGCUAAAAGGGUUAAGAGCUGUGAGAGGGUUGAGGCAGAUUUGGCAGCUUUAAGAUUUCAUUUAAAAGACUAUGCUAGAGCUGCUAGCCAUCUCGAAAAAAUGACAAAAUUUUACGCUGAUCAAGGCUGGGGUCUAAUUGAAACGACGUUACUAGGGAUCAGAAAGGAAAAAUCGGGUUCCCUCGACAGUCACGUUCUAGAAGAAGAAGCCGCUGUCAUAGGCUAUAUCGAUAGCAUUGUUGAAUUAUCUAAAGAUAAUUCCAAAGAAAUAUCCGCACCAAUGUCUAACUUCUGGAGCGACAUUACUGUCGAUCCAUAUCCUCGACAUAUGAUCGAUAGAGAUGGAUUUGAAGUCGUAGUAAAGAUGAGAUAUCUCUUAAAGGAGGAAAUGCGGGUGGAGAAAAUUAGGGUCAGAAUUGUGAAUACAGUUGGGCAGGUCAAAGAGGUGUGGAUGGAAACCGAAGAGCCUACGAUAAUGAAGAAAGGAAUCGUGCGGGCUUUGGUUAGAACGAAUGCCACGGUACCAGGAACUUAUAUGGCGGAUCGGAUUAUUGUCACUGCGAAUAAGCUUACUUUUUUGCACGAGUUGACGCCCAAGUCGUCCCCUGUUACUCCAGCAGGCCUCCCGGCAAACUCUGGGGUAGCCGUCACUACUGCUAAGAAACUAAAGCUCUCAUUCUUUCCCGCACCCCGGAAUUUAUUAGUGAGAUUGGAGGUACCGAAGGAAAUCAACCUUGAUCACCCUAAGGCAACGGAGAUUGUACUUAACCCCGGGGAGAACUUAGUGCUCAAAGGAGAGCUGAGGGUUCGUUCUGCCACAGCCGGAUUGAGACUUAUGACAGCCGACCUUAAGGUUCUCGAAGGUGAGGGUAUGGUUGAUACAAACGAAAAGCCAGGGGUCAUUUUGUUCAGUAACAUGGGGAAAGGGCAGAAGAUUCGACUGAGAGUUCCCUAUACUAGCGAAAACGAUUUGACUGAAUUAUCAGUGAAAGUGGAGAUUGACUAUACUACAGUAACUGGCGAUUUUUUCUUCGCGGACAAGCUUAGUAUCGCUGUGAUAUUGCCCCUUGCAGUGAAUGUUCAAGAUGUUUUUAAGCCCGGAUCACUGUUCUCUAAAUUCCAGGUCUCGACGGCAAAUCCUGAAAUGCCUUUACGCAUCCUAAAAGCAACUUUAGAAGGAUCAGACAGUUUUGAGGCUAAAAGUGGGCAAGGGACCGAAGGAUCCAUGGUCGUUUUUGCAAAGCAGCCAGCAUCAUUCACGUAUAAAAUUACUAGGAAGGGGCCCAAAGAAUCUCAAAAAGAGCAGCCUUUAGCUUUGAUUAUUAAAUACCGAACCAUAGAUGAAGAAAUUAUUCAAUCUGUCCGAUCUACUUUCGCAUCGCAGCUUCAAGCUGCUGGGAAGGAGAAAUACAUGCAUUGGCUUCAGCCUAUACUAAUUUCUCAACUCCAAAAAAGACAUCUGCUAGAGUUAGAAACAACGGCAUUAUUGGGCGAGGUCCGCCUAGGCACUUAUGAAGAAUAUGGGUGGGAAGAGGCUCUGGAUGGUAUUACUCCAACACACGGAGAAAGGGAACAGAUGGAGCAUUGGUUGAAGGAGUUUUAUAAGAAAAAUGCAAUAAUUCAGCUUAACUCGGCUUUCGAGGAUCCCGAUACGGAACCAAUUACACGCUUGGUAGUCAUCCCUGUCGAGGUUCCACAACUGCAAGUCAUACACACCGUAGAAAUCAACAUACUCUCAGAUGCCAAUUCUAAAUCCCUUUCAACACCAUAUACACCUCAGAUGGUAGCUGUGGGGCAAGCUAUCCCUGCAGAAUUAGUAAUUCGUCACUCUAGAGCUUGGAACGCUGUAUAUGCUAAGGACGAGGAGAUUGAUGUGGGGGAUGAAGAGCUGGAGUUUUUUUAUGAAGUUCAAAAUAACCUGGAGGUAUGGCUGGUAUCUGGGCGAAAAAGAUCCCACUUCACUGCAAAGGAAGGGCAAAUCCAUCGUUUCCCUAUACUUCUGGUCCCGCUCAAAGCAGGAAAUUUAUUACUCCCCAACGUGGAGGUUAAACAAUACAUCCCAGUACAGCAACAAUCCGAGACAACAGGGAUCAUCAGUUCAGAAACGGACUAUAGAAGUAAUGGAGAAUGCGUUUUAGUGUUGCCGGAUGUGAGAAGCACGACAGUCAAGAUCGACUCGAGUUUUGGUGGCGAGGAGGGAUUCAGGAGUCCGGCUUCUAUACGGGCAUAA